UGAAAACGAUUUUCCAAUGUUGUGUUAGCAUUUGAGCAAGAUGCUCAUUAUUUUGUUCAAAUAAAGUGUCAGUGUUCACGUAAUGGAUGAUGCACAGAAAACCGAACUCAGCGCUUCGAAACGAAAACAUUUUGCGAAACUACAUGAACGGAUUCACAUCAAAUAUGAACAGAUGCAGAGGAAACUUGAAAAAUCUAGAUCUGUGGACACACUGCCGACUUUGGAAGACAACUUUAGUUACAAAGAAUUAUUCGUAAAGGACGAUGAGAACAAGGAAUUGGAUGAGAUUUUUAAGCAAUCCGAAAAAGUCACUCAGUCUUUAGAACAUCUAGUCGUAGUAGAAGACAGACAUAGACAUGAUGCCAGCUAUCAAUUACUGGAUCUUAAAGAAGCUAGUAUUUCAGAAUCAGAAUUGGGAGUGAAUGACAUACAUAAAAACGGAAAUGGUACUAUAUUUCCUGAAGACCAUUUUUUUGGUGACGACUUCACUAGGCACAGUUUGGAAUCAUUGAAUGAAGUAGCAAACGAAAGCGAUGAAUACCUCACACCUUCAACGUCGCCGCCGCCGAAAAUUUCAAUUCGUGACAGAAUUGGAUCAAGAAUAUCGGCCGUUAAAGAAAGACGUCGACGUAUGGAACAAGAAAGAAAUAUGGCGAAGGACAGAAAAAAACAAUCUCGAGACAAAGUUGAAAAGUUCAUAUUGAGUAACACGACUAAACAAGAUAGAUUCAAGUUAACCAAAAAAAUCAAAGUUGCAACUGUCACCAUAGCACUUAUAGAAGCUACUAAUGUGGAAAUCGAUGCAACCGAAGAGAAGCCGCGUGUGCUUUUUUGUCGUUUUAGGUUGGGUUCAGAAAAAUAUAAGUCAAAAACAAUAAAAUGUCACAGCACAUCUGAGAUAAAAUGGCAAGAGUUGUUUAACCUCAACAUGUUUGAAGAUAAUCACCUUGAGCUAUCAUUAUGGGACCGAGAUUCUUGCAUUGGCAGAGCUAUCCAUGAUUUGUCUGAAAUGGAAAAAGAAAAAACACAUAAACUACGUGUAAACUUAGAAGGUGAAGGACCUUCAGCACAAUUGUUUGUUUUACUUACCGUUACCGGAACAUCGACCAACUCCUUGAUAGAUCUUGAUGAUUAUCAAGUCAGUCAACGAAGACUCUCUAUUAUGAAACAGGAAUUUGCCUGGUACCAUCUAAAAAGUGAAAGUAAAGAUGUUGGAGCACUUUUCGUGAUUGUGUACGGUGCUAAAGGUCUCGUUUCAAAUGACAAUUAUUGCAUUCUUACACUAAACAAUGCAAGAGUCCAAACCCAUACAGACUACAAAACUAACGAACCAAACUGGAUGAAAUACUUUUCAUUCCCCGUAACUGACAUUACCUCUAUAUUAGAAGUAACAGUACAUGACGAAAAAAGAUCUGAAGACGUUGCUAAAAUUUCGAUACCUUUACUACAAAUAAAAAAUGGAGAGAAGGUGUGGUACGCAUUAAAAGAUGCAUCACAACGAGAUAGAGCUAAAGGGAACAAUCCAAGAAUCCUAUUAGAAAUACGAGUCUCAUGGAAUUUUCUGCGUUCUGCAAUUCGUGUCAUUAAUACAAAAGAAGAAAACUUUUUGGAGAUAGAAGAGAGAUUACAUAGACAUAUUUUUGCUCGCAAUUUGGGCCGGGCCAAAGUUGUGGUCGCCUGGAUCCUGAACGCCUUUAGAGUCGCUAAAACCCUCUUCGAAUGGGAAUCUACAAAAUCGAACUUAAUAGCAUUAUCAAUAUGGCUUCCAUUCUGCUGGUUUUUCAAAAUUUGGAUGCUGCCGCUUCUAUUAUUAAUACCUUUUGCGUGGUACAGGCCACCGAAAUACUACCUCGUAAAUUGGAAACGUUAUUUUAGAAGAGGAAUCCCAAAUGAAGAGAGCGAAGAGAAUUCCAAAAAGGAUAAGGAAGAGAAAACCUCACUAAGGGACAAAAUAAACAAUUUACAGGAAAUGAUACAAUCGGUUCAAAAUUUUCUUGGAAAAGCCGCGGCACUCUUUGAGCGUAUAAAAAAUUUAUUCAACUUCACCGUGCCUUUUCUCAGUUUUUUAGCAAUAUUCUUUAUUCUGGUUAUUGGAUUUGUCAUGUAUAUGAUACCUUUGAGAUACAUAUGCAUGAUUUGGGGUAUUCAUAAAUUCACGAGGAAAAUACUAAGGCCAAACAGAAUCCCCAAUAACGAAAUCUUAGAUUUGCUCUCCAGAGUUCCCGACGACGAAGUAUUG
Messenger RNA from Manduca sexta (tobacco hornworm), 2239 nucleotides. RefSeq names its product multiple C2 and transmembrane domain-containing protein. NCBI's taxonomy places the organism in Eukaryota, Metazoa, Arthropoda, Insecta, Lepidoptera, Sphingidae. The record is from RefSeq and is a predicted model, not a curated record. Gene Ontology annotation, molecular function: calcium ion binding. Gene Ontology annotation, cellular component: synaptic vesicle membrane. Gene Ontology annotation, biological process: regulation of neurotransmitter secretion.